This is a messenger RNA of Asparagus officinalis (garden asparagus), 2376 nucleotides long. Its product is annotated as CTL-like protein DDB_G0274487. Lineage: Eukaryota; Viridiplantae; Streptophyta; Magnoliopsida; Asparagales; Asparagaceae. Bases 208 to 1728 code for a protein of 506 amino acids. Gene Ontology annotation, cellular component: membrane. The transcript has 7 exons. Gene Ontology annotation, molecular function: transmembrane transporter activity. Gene Ontology annotation, biological process: transmembrane transport. The record is from RefSeq and is a predicted model, not a curated record.
GUCCCCAUCAAACCGCUAAAAACACCGUACACCAUCAAUCUGCGUCCAUCCUCAUCAAGUCCCCAGGAUUUUGAAAACUUUCGAACUUCAACCGCACCCACUUUCUCACCCUCGGAUUCAGUUAAUAAUAAAUAAACUCCUCGCCUCCAAUUGCCAAUAGCCCUUCGAAGUCUCCGCCCAAUUCAAAACCCUAAUCCCCAGUUCCCCAUGAGCUCCGACUCCGAUUUCGCGUCUUUCCCCUCGGUCCACGAUUCCGAUCGCCACCAGAUCGACGGCGGGAUCGACACGUCAUCCUCCUCCUCGCCGGCGGCGGUGGCCGCGGCGAUAGAAUCGAGGAGGCUGUGGAGGGACGUGUUUUGGCUCUGCGUGUUUGUGCUUCAUCUUCUCGCCAUUGGAUUUGUUCUCGGGCUUCUUGGAUUGAACCGGUUCAAGAAACCCGACCGGCUCAACAUUGAUCGGUUCACCAACAUAACGACGGUCGUCGGCGGAGACCGUUUUCUGACGGAGACGUACUGGCCGCUAUAUGGUGCUGCGGGAGGCAUUGGGGCAGCAUUGGCAGUGGCGUGGUUGAUUUUGCUGGGGAGCAGGGCGGAGCAGAUGAUGAAGGUUUCGGUUCAUAGCUUGACGACUUAUUUGGCGGUGAUCAGUGUGUUGUGCUUUUGGGGAAAGUUUUUCUUCUGGGGGGUUGCUUUUGCGGUUGGGGCCGGAUUGCAAUUUAUGUAUGUAAUGUCUGUGAUUGAUAGGAUUCCAUUCACAAUGUUAGUGUUGCAAAAAGCUGUAAAGAUGGUUUGGGAUCUUCCAGAGGUGAUGCAAGUGUCCUAUGUUUCUCUGUUGAUCAUGCUUUGCUGGAUGGUAUUGUGGUCAUUUGGAGUAGCUGGUGUUAUUGCUUUAAACAUGCAAGAUGGUGGAAGCUGGUGGCUUCUUGUGGUAUUCUCAGUGAGUUUAUUUUGGACAGGCGCAGUGGUUUGUAAUACAGUACAUGUUAUAGUAUCUGGCAUGGUUUUUCUUGUUCUUAUCCAUGGCGGUCGGAGAGCCGAAUCAAUGCCUCCAAAACCGUUGGUGAAGUCAUUGCGCUAUGCAGUGACAACUUCAUUUGGUAGCAUUUGCUAUGGAUCACUCUUUACAGCCGCCAUAAGGACAUUGCGCUGGGAGAUCAGAGGAGUUCGAUCAAAGAUUGGCAACAACGAAUGUCUACUUUGUUGUGUUGACUUUUUGUUUCACCUUGUGGAGACACUAGUUCGUUUUUUCAAUAAAUAUGCAUAUGUUCAGAUUGCAGUUAAUGGAAAAGGCUUCAAUCACUCUGCUAGAGAUGCUUGGGAGUUAUUCCAGUCAACCGGUAUAGAAGCACUUGUUGCUUAUGAUUGUUCAGGAGCAGUGCUUUUAAUGGGCGCUAUUUUGGGUGGUCUCAUAACUGGGACUUGCACCGGAGUGUGGACAUGGUUUAGAAGUAAUGAUAAAGUACUUAUGGUUGGAUGCACUUCCACAUUAAUGGGAAUGAUCUUGGUAGGGCUAGCACUCGUGGUUGUUGAAAGUGCGGUGACAUCAAUAUACAUAUGUUAUGCAGAGGAUCCUUCCUUGAUUCAGAGAUGGGAUGACCAAUUUUUCUAUCAAAUGUCGGAGUCACUUCAUCAACGGCUGCAGUACAGGAGCGCACGUGCCAGGCACGUGAUGGUAAAUAGCAGAUUUGAUCAGAUGUCAUCAGAAAUUAUACAAACACCACCUAUUUGAACUCAAGAUAAACUAGUGUAAAAGAGGGAAAAACACAUCUAAUUGUAACUCCUAUUCUAAUCAAUUCAAUACAACUUCAAUACAACCUCUCCUUUUUCUCAAAAACUUAAAUAAUUAGUUCGAUGUUACCUUGAAUUUUGUUUAUAACUCUAAUAACUCUAUUUAUGGAAUUCUCGCUUUUCAAAAAUCUUAGCUCUCCCUUUCACUUGUUAAGUUUAUCCUCGGAGAUCUCAUGGAUGAUGAAAUCAGCAAUACUAUCGGCUUAAUCCUCGUCUUCAUCAGUGAAGUACUUCUUAUAAUACUGCUCUACGUCAUGGACUAUUUUGAUUGUCGAUGCAAUAGAAAGAAGUUGGAAAAGGUAUCGGUGAGUAACAUUGAUUCAUGCAUUGUUGGUGUUGAUGGUGAACACAGUUUGAUUUGUUCGAGUGAGUUCGAUUUGAAGGAAGAUGUUCAGAUGUUACCACUGUGGAAGCAUAUUUUCAAUCGGAGAUGCGUUGAUGAAUGGCUAAUCAAGAACUGGUUGUGCCCGCUUUGUCAAGACAUGAAGAUUGUCCCUUGAAUACAAACUCUAUUGGAACAUGAACCAUAAAUUAAAGAACAUGUACAGCCUAUUUACUAGGCACGUUGAAAGUUCACGUAGAAAAUAAA